AUGGUGCAGCUUAACUCUGUGGAAGAGUAUUUUGAGGAUUUUGAAGCUCUUAAAGCUCUCAUGCUUGCUAAAAAUCCUUCCUUAAGCGAGCACUAUUUCGUCAUGAGUUUCAUUAGUGGGUUGAAGGAAGAAUUACACAACUCUGUAGCUAUGUUUUACCCCAAAUCACUUGCACAAGUCUUUUCCUUAGCAAGAAUGGAGGAACGGAAAUCUCCUGCAACUCCAAAGGCUUAUUCACCCACACCACCUAAAACUCCAUCAGCCAAUCCAAUUAUUAAGAGACUAACACAAGAACAAAUGCACAUUCACAGAGAUGAGGGUCUUUGUUAUAAUUGUGAUGAAGUUUACUCAAUGGGCCAUAAGUCCAAAGGUGACACUAUAAGAAUUCCUGGUCUUCGUAAGAAACAAUCUAUUUCCAUUCUUAUUCAUACUGGUAGCACCACUAGCUUCUUGGAUUGUUCUCUAGCUUCUAAGCUCAAAUGCAAAGUGAAACAAACUUCUCACAUGUUAGUUACAGUCGCCAACGGUGAGAAAACAGUGAGUACUUCUAUUUGUUCUCAACUUCCUUGGAGUAUGCAGGGUUAUCAAUUCACUGAAGAUUUGAGGUUACUUUCACUUGGUGGAUGUGAUAUGGUACUAGGAGCUGAUUGGCUUAAGAAGCUAGGUGAUGUUGUGUUUAACUUUUCUAAACGCAGUGUUUCUUUUCUUCAUAAUGGUCAUCAAAUUACUUUACAAGGAACUAUCACUUCACCUUCCCUCCUUAUGAUGAGUGGUACAACUGUAAAUUUUUUUUUAGAAAAAACCACACAUGGCCUUAUUGGUCAUCUAUUUUUUGUUAUCACUUCACCUAUACCCCCUCCAGUACCUACUCCAUUACUGCCACUUCUGUCGGAAUAUCAUGAUAUAUUUGUUGAACCAGCUUCAUUACCUCCUCACAGAACUUUGGACCACUCAAUUCCAUUAAAACCAGAUUCCCAACCUCCUACCAAAGGCCAUAUAGUCAAAAAGAAAGAUAAUACCUGGAGAUUUUGUGUUGGUUAUAUAAAGCUCAAUAGCAUCACUAUCAAGGACAAGUUUCAUAUUCCAAUUGUGGAUGAGUUGUUGGAUGAGAUGCAAGGAUUCAUGGUUCUCUCCAAGCUUGAUUUAAGAGCAGGUUAUCAUCAGAUUUUAUUGAAUCCUAUAAAUGUUUACAAGACUUCCUUUAGAACACAUCAUGGGCAUUAUGAAUUCAAAUUCAUGCCAUUUGGCCUUACCAAUGCCCCUGCAACCUUUCAGUCUCUUAUGAAUGAAGUCUUUGCACCUUACUUAAGGAAGUUUGCUCUGUCACAAUUGGAAUACUUAGGCCACAUUAUCACUCCUGAUGGAGUUUGUGCUGAUCCCAACAAGAUUGCAUCCAUGCAAAGUUGGCCACUUCCUACUUCAAUCAAGGAAGUGAGAGGGUUUCUAGGUUUAACAGCUGCCAUUUCUGCAUUUGAGAAACUCAAGCUUGCCAUGUCCACCACUCCAGUCCUUGAAGUGAAAGAUUUUUCCAAGCAAUCCACUGUAGAAAGUGAUGACAGUGAUACCUGCCUUGGUGUUGUCUUAACUCAAGAAGCUGAAAUCCUGAGGUAUAAAUCUAGACUCUAUGUGGGAGCUAGCAAUGGGGUCAGAGCCACCAUCUUAAACACUGUACAUACCUCUGCUGUUGGAGGCCGCUCUGGUAUGCAUGCCACUUAUGCGAGGGCCAAAACCCAUUUAUUUUGGCAUAAAAUGAAGAAAGAAAUACUUAUGUUUGUAGCUGAAUAUGACAUCUGCCAGAGAUUAAAGGUGAAAGCACUUUUCCUUCUGGUCUAUGCAACCACUUACAGUACCUGA
Molecule: messenger RNA, 1854 nt
Organism: Papaver somniferum (opium poppy)
Lineage: Eukaryota; Viridiplantae; Streptophyta; Magnoliopsida; Ranunculales; Papaveraceae
Exons: 7
Coding region: 1-1854 (617 amino acids)
Source: RefSeq, a predicted model, not a curated record